Molecule: messenger RNA, 915 nt
Organism: Varroa destructor (honeybee mite)
Lineage: Eukaryota; Metazoa; Arthropoda; Arachnida; Mesostigmata; Varroidae
Source: RefSeq, a predicted model, not a curated record
AUGCUAGCUGGCCGAUUAAAUGGCCGCAUCAAUGGCAAGCGAACUAGUCGAGAUGAGUCCAGCGACUUAAAGGGACCUCAUUGCUUAUCCAUCGGGAUACAACAUGGUGCCAGAAUAAUUCAGUUAUUCUGUUUAGCCGGCUCUUCUCCCGCUUGCCUUACCGUUCACGAGCUACUCUAUGAACGGGUGGUUGAGCACUUCAACCUUACGUUGAUAACGAAAUUGAGUAGGAGACCGGGCAAACGUAGCCGUAUUAAUAAGCAAGCUGCCCAACGGACGGAACUCCUGGCAUCAGCUGAAUCUGAUUCAGCCGCUUUGAUAAAGCAUUUGGUGUCUUGCAUAGGAAAUCUCGAGCAGAAGAAAGUCAAAUCCAAUAAGAGCUACCGCUCAUAUAUAACCAGCCGUCUACUAGUUAGUUUGCUAAGCUUAUUGAAACCUAUGCCGCGGAACAAGAGGGCAAAAAGAGCUCACAAGGAUCAUCAAGUUCAUUACGUUCUCAAAGACGAAAUUCCUCAAAGACGAAGAGUAGGAAAGAAUAAGCCGAAAACUGACGUGGAAGUAAACGAUCCGAAUAGAAGACACGGUUCUCAGAGAGGUAUCAUUCUUCACUGCAUCCUGAGCGACAAGAGAACGAAAGAAUCCCAUUUUCUUGUUCAGACGAACCAUUAGAUGCAUGGACAGAUUCAUCUGACAUGGGCGGCUUUGAAGAUAUUAAAUCUGUGAAAAUCGACAUAUGUCCACUUAAAUAGUACGUUAUCUCUCAUACGUCAAAGCAUAUAUUAAAUUUUAGGCUUGUAACGGUAGCGCACAUUCUCAUUGGGACUACUGCUAUAUGGCUGCAUAGCAUACAUAGUGUUUAUUUAUCCGUAGAUCGUAAUAAAGGUGAACGUACAUACGAACCGUAUUUUCCCAGCU